UUGUUAGGACGAUAUUUUUUCAGAGUUGCAAAAUUACUGUUCGAGGAAGACCCAUAUGCAGCUUAUCAGAAGUAUGUGUAUUCAACGCGUCACCAGUUGGCAUCAUGUGAUUGCUCACUUCCCGAACGCCCACAACUCAACGAUAUCCAUAGUAUAGCCAAUCAACUGAAUAUAACUGAUCAUAUUACCCGGGAUACUCUUGUCGUUCCCGGUCUUCACGUUGUUCCGGAUUUUUUGGACGAAAAAGAAGAGGAAGAUUUGGUGCGCGCAAUCGAUCAAACUGAUUGGAUUCUUUCACAAUCUGGACGUCGGAAACAGGAUUAUGGACCUCGUGUUAAUUUCAAGCAUAAAAAAGUGAAAAUGGAUCGUUUUCAUGGAAUGCCAGCUUACACCGAUUUAAUUUUGAAUAGAAUGAAGUCCAUAUCAUCUGAAUUAUUUGGAUCCUACCAGCCAUUCGAACUGUGUAAUUUGGAAUAUCGUGAUGAUCGCUGGUCCGCAAUUGAAAUGCAUGCCGAUGACACAUGGAUUUGGGGAAAUCGCUUAAUAUCGUCCGUUUUUGUAUUAAUUGCUUUAAUUUCUUUUUUUUUUUUU
This is a messenger RNA of Gongylonema pulchrum, 591 nucleotides long. The record is from the annotation of a GenBank genome assembly. Lineage: Eukaryota; Metazoa; Nematoda; Chromadorea; Rhabditida; Gongylonematidae.